AUGCAUGAAUUAUACAAGAAGAAGAAAAGAUGGCAUCUGAAUUCUGAACAACAAAACCGUGAAGAACUUGAGGAGAGGGCAAGGCUUGGUGAAACUGUUAUUCCUGGUGGAACUGGUGGAAAGAGUCUGGAAGCUCAACAACACCUUGCUGAAGGAAGGAGCCGUGGAGGGCAGACAAGGAAGCAACAGUUAGGGUCAGAAGGAUAUCAAGAGAUGGGAACAAAAGGAGGACAGACAAGGAAGGAACAGAUGGGGAUAGAAGGGUAUAAAGAAAUGGGGCGCAAAGGAGGCCUUAGCACUAUGAAUAAGUCUGGUGAAGAACGUGCUGCAGAGGAACCAACAGAAGAUCAGAUUUUAAACAAACAGUUCAAAAUUGACUUGUAG
Messenger RNA from Trifolium pratense (red clover), 384 nucleotides. RefSeq names its product protein SLE1-like. The record is from RefSeq and is a predicted model, not a curated record. The transcript has 2 exons. Gene Ontology annotation, cellular component: cytosol. Gene Ontology annotation, biological process: response to abscisic acid. Lineage: Eukaryota; Viridiplantae; Streptophyta; Magnoliopsida; Fabales; Fabaceae. The coding region runs from base 1 to 384 and encodes 127 amino acids.